Messenger RNA from Nannospalax galili (Upper Galilee mountains blind mole rat), 3067 nucleotides. It is a transcript of the gene Srrm3, whose product is annotated as serine/arginine repetitive matrix 3. NCBI's taxonomy places the organism in Eukaryota, Metazoa, Chordata, Mammalia, Rodentia, Spalacidae. Gene Ontology annotation, molecular function: mRNA binding. The coding region runs from base 206 to 2206 and encodes 666 amino acids. The record is from RefSeq and is a predicted model, not a curated record. The transcript is spliced from 16 exons.
UGGUGGUGCGCUGUCCAGCAUUUCAGCAAUCGGCAGCGUUGCCCGCAGGAAGACAGGGGCCCGGGGCUGUCGGGAGGCCGCGGAGCUGCCUUGUAGAGCCGAGCCUUGGAAACAAUCUGGGACAAACUGCACUGGGAGGCCUGGCUCCAGCGCCCAAAAGACUGCAGAGGUCAGCGGGGAGGGCCGGCCACCGAGGACCGCCGUCAUGUCCUCCACCGUGAACAACGGAGCAGCGGGCAUGCCAUCCCCGCCCGACGCCGCCAACGGCUUCCCGCAGCCCGGAGCCUCGUCCGGGCCCUGGCCGCGGGCGGAGGAGGAGCUGCGCGCCGCCGAGCCUGGCCUGGUGAAGCGCGCGCACCGCGAGAUCCUGGACCACGAGCGCAAGCGGCGCGUAGAGCUCAAGUGCAUGGAGCUGCAGGAGAUGAUGGAGGAGCAGGGGUAUUCAGAGGAGGAGAUCCAGCAGAAGGUCGGGACCUUCCGGCAGAUGCUGAUGGAAAAGGAGGGAGUACUGACCAGGGAGGACCGGCCUGGGGCCCACAUCAUGGCAGAGACCCCGCGGCGGAUGGAGGGCUUGGAGCCGGGCCUGGAGUACCCACCCUUCGAUGAAGAUGAUGGACCGGUGGAUUGCGACUGCCCGGCCGCCUGCUACCGCGGGCACCGGGGGUACAGGACCAAGCACUGGUCCAGCAGCUCCGCGUCGCCCCCUCCCAAGAAGAAGAGGAAAAAGAAAGGCAGCCAUCGAAGGAGCCGCAAAAAGAGAAGACUAGAGUCAGAGUGCAGCUGUGGGAGCACUUCCCCCUUGCGCAAGAAGAAGAAAAGCAUGAAGAAACACCGCAGAGACAGGUCUGAUUCUGGGUCCCGGAGGAAGAGGCGACACAGAUCUCGAAGCCCCAAGAGCAAAAGAAAAGAAAAGAACAAAGAGAGGAAGCGGCCUCAUACUGAGUCCCCAGGCCGGAGGUCUCACCGUCGCAGCAGCGGCAGUUCCCACAGUCCUUCACUCUCCUCACACUACAGCAAUUCUGGAACACCCAGCAGACUGAGCCCCAAGCAUCGAGAUGACGGCCGGAAGAUGGGCAGCCAGCGAUCUAGCGGGAGCGGGUCUCCGUCCCCGUCGAGCGGCAGUGGAUGGGGGUCGCCCCAACAGAACGGAGGUAGCAGACAGCGGAGCGGAACGCACGGGGGCCGCCCAGGUUCGGCGCACAGCCGGCCCGAUAAGCCCAGCCCGCCCUCACCCAGGGCCCGCGACAAGCCGGUUGCGCCCCCGGGCGGGAAGGACAGCCAGAGCCCGUCGCAGGGCCGCGGAGGCCGCGCGACAGGAGGGGCGGCCAGGCGCCGGCGGCGGCGGAGGAGACGGCGACGAUCACGGUCCUUAGCCAACGGUCCCCGCCGCAGGGGUCGCCGGCGUGCCCGGCCCGCGCCGCCCCGGGGCUCCUCCCGCUCGCUCAGCGCCGCUCGCUCCAGCAGCGACUCCGCCGGCGGCGCCCCGGGUCCCGAGCCCGACCCGGGCUCCGAGCGAGGCCACGGUGGACAUGCGAAACGGUCGAAGGAUCGGCCCCCGCGCGCUCGGCCCCCCAGCCCCUCGCCGUCCCCGGGUCCAGGCAGGCGUGGUGGCCCAGAGGGGAACAGCUCGUCGCGCAGCCCAGGGCCCCAUCCCGGAUCCUGGAGCUCCAGCCGCUCGCCCUCCAAAUCCCGCUCACGCUCCCCAGACAAAAGAGCCCGCAGCCCCAGCCGCUCGCCGUCGCCCAAGAAGCCCCUUGGCCGGGACAAGGACAGCGAAGGCCGUGCAAGGCACGCUGAGGCUGAGGCCGCCCGCACCAGGCGCCGCUCCCGCAGCUACUCACCCAUCCGCAAGCGGCGCCGUGACUCACCCAGUUUCAUGGAGCCGCGGCGCAUCACCAGGUCCCUCCUGCUGCGUGGCCUAUGGCCAGCCUGGGGGCCACGUGGACCCGGCUCCACAGGCUGCGGCUUGAUGCCCAUUGCCCGAAAGCGUCCCAUCCCCUACUACCGACCCAGCCCCUCCUCUUCCUCCAGCUGCAUGAGCAGUGAUUACUCAAGCCGGAGUCACAGCCGCAGCCCCAGCCCUGACCACAGCCAUGGGAGCUACAGCAGUCGCAGUCCUGGGACCCAUAGCCGCUCUCGCAGUCCCUCCAGGAGCCCCAGUCCCAGUUACCACAGCCGGAGCAGCUCCGAGAGUGGGGGCUUCUGAACCCAGAUGAACUCAUCUGGGGGUGGAGGCCCUGGCAUAAGGAGAGACCAGGGACCUGGGACCUGGGGAGGAAGGGAUUAUACCCCCAUACUGCUACAAGGAAGUUCCGGGGUGGGGGCAGCAUGUGGGCAGGUGGGACUAGGAAAGACCUUCCAGGGCUGGUAUCCCACCCAUUAAGAGGAAUUAGAUUGUGCUGUUCCUAAAGAGUGCCCAACCCAUGUCCUGCCCACCCACCAUGUCCAGGGAACAAAGAGCCUUUGCGAACACGGGUUGAAUCCCCGUGCCCUACUUCCUGCUUGAGGCCAACUCACCAGCCUGGGGCCCAUGUAUGGCACAAGAGUCCACAAUCAGCUGUCACCUCAAUUCAGCUAAGUGGACCCUGGCACAGCUUGGAAGGUGCCAAGCCUAGGACUUUUCUUCUCUCUCUCUCUCUCUCUCUCUCUCUCUCUCUCUCUCUCUCUCUCUCUCUCUCCCUCUCUCUCUCAAUAUCUCUGUCUCUCAUGGGGUGGAUCAGAAAAUGACAACGCAAGUCAGAUCUAGGCUAGAUGGAAGGAAAGACAGCCUUGUUAUACCACCAGGCAGUAUGGGGAAUUCACAUUUGAUCUCAUCUCUCUCUCUCUCUAGCCCUUAAUCCAAGCCCUAGGCCAAAGCCACACCAGUCGGGCCUUCUGUAGGACAAGAGGUGGCAGAUAUAGGCCACAUCUGUAUCCAACACUGAAGUCAAAGAUGAGGUCAAAGGCUAGGGAUGUAGCUCAGUUGGUCAAGUGCUUGCCUAGCAUGCAUGAAACCCUGGGUUCGAUUCCCAAUACUGCAUAAAACUGGGCAUGCUAGUGCAUGCCUGUAAUCCCAGAACUCUGGAGG